AUGUUAUGGGCAAUGAUGAGGUUCUAUUUGCUUUCCAUUGCGUUAGUUUUUUGUGGAUCUACAAAUGGAUUUAAUGUGUGGAAUAGAACAUCUAUCCUUGAUUGGCAAGCUGGACGUUCUAAUGUUACAUGGGGCCAAAUUUUUCAACUUGCUACACCUGGUCAACUUGAGCUACCUUCCAGAAAAGGUCCAAAUGGAAAUGAUGGCAGUGGAAACUUUGGAAAUGCUGUGCUUACUUCGGAAGUCCCACCUGCUCAACGUGACUCUAGUUUUGUUCAGUCUUCUGGUGGUGUUGCUCAUAUCAAACAAAUACUAAAUGCUUAUGGUCAAGCUGCUAUUAGCCACCAGCCUAAUUCAUCUCAGUCUUCAGGAUUUUAUUGGAAUGAGUUCAUUAAGCCUGGUAACUGUGGCCCUUUGCCAUCUCAGCAUUGGCCAGGAAAAAAUCUGCCUGGAUUUCAAAGUCCAUCCUCUUCCCAAGUGCUAGGAUUUCAGACCCAGUUAUACCAACCGAGCUCCCCAACACAAUUCUCUGCAGGCCAGUCUGCUUCUGCCUUUCAGGCACAGGGUCCAAGUGCUUCAACACCAUAUCAAGGUCAAGCUUUAAGCUGGCAUGUUUCACAAGACCAAAGCAUUCCCUCCUCCCAGUCUGUAGUCGCAACAAACCCGACCCAGUCAUACCAGCCCAACAUCCCAACACAGGUUUUGGCAGGCCAGUCUGCUUUGCCGUCUCAGUCUAUGGGUGCUUUAAAUUUGUAUCAAGGUCUAACUUCUGGCAGGUAUCUGGCUUCUCUGGGUCAGGGCAUUCCACCCUCCCCCCAGCCUGUGGCCACCACAAACCAAAUAUCUGGAUUCCAGAACACUUACUGGCCUAACACACCAGUUUCUUCAAGCCAGACUAUCUCUCUUCCUCAGAGCUCAAGUGCUUCACAGCUGUUUCAAGGGCAAACCUCAGGCAUGUCCAGCAUUUCACAGGACCAGAGCAUUCCAUCCUUCCCCCAGUCUAUGGACACCUCAAGCCAGAUAACUUCAUCACAAACCCAGUCAUCCUUCCAGCCUAGCACCACAACACAGCUUUUGUUGGGCCAGUCUGAUUUGCCAUCUCAGCCUAUAGGUGGUUCAUCUUUGUAUCAAGGUCUAACUUCUGGCAGGUAUCUGGCUUCGCUCGGUCAGAGCAUUCUAUCUUCCCAGUCUGUGGCCACCACAAGCCAGAUCACUGAUGCUCAGGCCCAAUCUUUCCAGCCUAGUACUACAACACAGGCUUUGACAGGACAGUCUGCUAUUUCUCAGGAUCAAUCCUUGCAGGCUUUGGCUGCCUAUCCAGUUCAGGCAUCUGGCUGGUACACAAUUUCACAGGGUCAGAUUCCUUCACAAGUCUCUGGAUUCCAGGCUCAGUCAUACCAGCCAAGCACUGCAACACAGGUGUUACCUGGUCAAUCUGCUUCUCCUGUUCAGUCUAUGGGUGCUUCAGCAUUGUAUCAAGCUCUAACUUCUGGCAGGUAUCUGGCUUCACCAGAUCAGAGCAUUCCAUCCUCCCAGUCUGUGGCCACCACAAGCCAGAUCACUGAUGCUCAGCCCCAAUCUUUCCAACCUAGCACUACAGCACAAGUUUUGUCAGGCCAGUCUGCUGCUCAGGAUCAAUCCUUUCAAGCUUCAGCUUCGAAUCUACCCCAGACCUCUGGCUGGUACACCAUUUUACUGGGUAAGAUGAUUCCAUCUUCCCAAGUUUCUGGAGUCCAGACAGGCUCGUUAAUUCCCUCUAGCCCAACACAGGGUUUGGAAGGCCCAUCUGCUUCUAUUGCCCCAUUGCAGCCCUUGGAUGCUUUAACACAGUAUCAAAUGCAAGGCUCCAGCAGGUACAGCAGUUCACAGAACCAGAGCAAUCCACUGUUCUCCCAGUCUGUGGUCAACACAAAUCAAAUCUCUGGCAUCAAGAAUCAGACACCAUCCUGGGCUAACACAACAUGGACUACAGCAAACCAGUCUGAUUCCAUGUCUGUGUCUCAAGGCAGCUAUGUGACUGAAUCUUCAGGGAAUGCUAAAUGGUACAGUGUUUUACAGGGUCGGAUAAUGCCAUCCUCUUCUGGGUUGCAGGUGCAACCAUUCCAGCCAAGUACUGCAACACAGGUGUUACCUGGUCAAUCUGCUUCUCCUGUUCAGUCUAUGGGUGCUUCAGGAUUGUAUCAAGGUCUAACUUCUGGCAGGUAUCUGACUUCCCUGGGUCAAAACAUUCCACCCUCCCCCCAGCCUGUGCCCACCACAAACCAAAUAUCUGGAUUCCAGAACACUUACUUUCCUAACACACCAGUUUCUUCAAGCCAGAGUAUAUCUCUCCCUCAGAGCUCAAGUGCCUCACAGCUGUUUCAAGGGCAAACCUCAGGCAUGUCCAGCAUUUCACAAGACCAGAGCAUUCCAUCCUCCUUCCAGUCUAUGGACAUCUCAAGCCAGGUUACUUCAUCACAAACCCAGUCAUCAUUCCAGCCUAGCACCACAACUCGGGUUUUGACAGAGCAGUCUGCUAUUGCUCAGGAUAAAUCCUUACAAGCUUCAUAUCCACCUCAGACCUCUGGCUGGUACACUAUUUUACAGGGUCAGAUUCCAUCCCCUUCACAAUUCUCUGGAUUCCAAGCCCAGUCAUCAUACCAGCCAAGCACUACAACGCAGGUUAUGCCUGGUCAGUCUGUCUCAUCUCAGUCCAUGGGUGAUUCAACACUGUAUCAGGCUCUAACUUCCGGCAGGUAUCUGACUUCCCCGAGUCAAAACAUUCUGCCCUCCUCUCAGCCUAUAGUCACCACAAAACAAAUAUCUGGAUUCCAGAACACUUACUGGCCUAACACACCAGUUUCUUCAAGCCAGACUAUCUCUCUUCCUCAGAGCUCAAGUGCUUCACAGCUGUUUCAAGGGCAAACCUCAGGCAUGUCCAGCAUUUCACAAGACCAGAGCAUUCCAUCCUCCUCCCAGUCUAUGGACACCUCAAGCCAAAUAACGUCAUCACAAACCCAGUCAUCAUUCCAGCCCACCACCACAACUCAGGUUUUGACAGAGCAGUCUGCUCUUGCUCCAGCUCAAUCCUUGGGAAAUUCACUUUUGUGUUCAAGUCCGACACCUGGUUGGUACACCACUUUGUUGGGUAAGCUGAUUCCAUCUUCUCAAAUGUCUGGUUUUCAGCCUGCGUUACAACAGCCUAGUUCCACAAGUCAGCCUGCUGCAUCUCAGGCUCAGUCUAUGGGUGACUCACCACUUUAUCAAGGUCUAACCUCUAACAUCAAUCUAACAUCACAGUACCAAAGAACCCCAUCCUCCUUCCAGUCUGUUGCUGCCCUGAACCAAAUAUCUGGAAUUCAGAACCAGACCACAUACUUGUCUAGUACCAUACAACUUGCUCCAAGCUCGUCUGCUUUUACCCCUCAAUCUCAGAGCUCAGGUGUUACUACAAUGCAUCAAGUACCAGCUGAAGGCUUACCAAAUACUUCACAGGACCAGAGCAUUACAGCCUCCUUGCAGUCUGUACCCUCCUCAAGCCAGAUUUCUGGAUUUCAGAACCAGACAUCAUACUGGCCAAGUGCAACAUGGGUUUUGCCAGGAGAUACUCAUAUUGCUCAGAUUCAGUCCUUGGGAAAUCCAGUUUCAUAUCCAAGUCAAACCUCUCCCUGGAACACCUUUUUGCAGAGUAAGAUUCCAUCUUCCCAAGUGUCUGGAUUCCAGGCCCCAUCAUUAUACCAGCCUAGCACAACACAGAUUUUGGCAGGCCAGUCUGACUCUACUGCUCUUUUGCCAUCCUUGGGUCCUAUGCUGUAUCAAGGGCAAGCCUUAAACAGGUACAAUUUACAGGAUCAAAGCUUUCCAUCAUACUUCCCAUCUGUGGCUACAAACCAGAUAUCUGGAAUUCUGUCCCAGCCGUCAUUUCAGCCCAGUUCCACAACAGUGGCUUCUGCAAGUGAGCCUUCACCUUCUCAAGCUCAGUCCUCUAGUGCUUCAGCAUGGUACCAGGGUCCAACCUUUGGGUCUCUGGCAGCACAGAGCCAGAACAUUUCAUCCUCUUCUCAGUCUGUAGUCCCCACAAACCAACUUGCCAGAUUCCAGAACCUGAUGUUUCAACCCAAUACAGCACAGGCUUGGAGUUGGUCUGGUUCUACUCCUCAAGGUGCCCCACAAAACAUUGCAGGUAUUACUUUCCAGGGUGCUUUACCCCAGUUAAGCAGCUAUGGCAAGAAGUGGCCAGUAACCCAGUGAACUUUGAUUAAGGUGCUUUUUGUUGCCUUAAUGCUUGUCUGAAUAUUUCUUAAUAAAUGGAGUGCAUAUUUUGA
Molecule: messenger RNA, 4304 nt
Organism: Clarias gariepinus (North African catfish)
Lineage: Eukaryota; Metazoa; Chordata; Actinopteri; Siluriformes; Clariidae
Product: mucin-17-like
Exons: 3
Coding region: 1-4230 (1409 amino acids)
Source: RefSeq, a predicted model, not a curated record